AUGAGUGUGGAAUUGGCUCCCGUAGCACGACAUCCAGGCUCCGCUGAUGACCUUGGUCCUUUCCUCAAUGUUAUUACCUGGGUCCUCUUGAUUACGUCGGCGCUGGCGGUCUUGACGCGGCUGGUAACAAAACGGGCGCUGAAGAGGCGGAUAGACGUCGAUGACGCUUUGGUAGUUGGGGCCCUGAUUACGAGUAUAGGUUCUGGCGUAUCGGUAAGCUUUCAAACCGCCAAUGGACUUGGGCAAGACUUUGAAUCAUUGGCGGAAAGCCAGAUCGUGGCGUACGAAAAGAGCGAAUAUGCAACCAAGCUGCUCUACAUCGCAACCCUUGCAUUCGCAAAGUUGUCCAUCAUCUCGUUGCUCAUGAUCCUUAUAGCCUCAGAGUUACAUCGCCGGCUAGGCAUUUUUCUGUCAACAUUUAUUGCGGUGUGGGGCAUCGUGUCCGAGUUCGCAACUGCGUUCCAGUGCGGGACGCAUGAACCGUGGCGUUCGUUUCUGGGCGAGCGAAAUUGCUUCAACACCCCUGCAUUCUGGCGUGCAACAGGUGCCAUCAACAUGUUGACCGAUCUCGCACUGAUCAUGUUCCCGGUGCAUGUCAUCGUCACACUUCAAAUGAGCGCAGGGAAAAAACUCACCAUUCUCGUCUUCUUUAGUGCGCGCUCACUCGAUAUCAUAGCCACUGGCGUCCAACUCGCAUACACCCACGCCUUCUCCUCCCCAAACCCUACUCUUGCGCUUUGGAAGUGGACGCUCAUGACCCAAAUCGUCCAAUGCAUCACCAUCUUGACUUCUUGUGUCCCUUACCUCCGCCCGCUCCUUGAGUCCAUACCAUCGGGUAUGUACGGAGCCGAUGAACUCCGACGUCGAAGAACGUCAACAUCUACUCGUGACAACACACACAGCAAGAGCGAUGAAUCAUACAAACUCAGUAACACGAGCACUUGGACUGGAGGCAACAAGAGUAGAAGAAGCGACAAUGAGAGCUGCAGGAUUAAGAGAUGUGUCCCAAUACUCUCUCUAGAUUCGACAGCGCAAUCAAACUCAGCGUCGGGCAUACCUGGUGGUCCAAGUCGACUACAUGGUCAGAUAGGCGUGGCGAUUACAGCGCCUAGGGCACCGGACCACACGAAAUGGGAGACUGAGAGUACGGGGAGUCAGGCGAAGAUCAUAAAAACUACAGUUGUAAGUGCAGCGUGGGAGGAGGCAGAGACGCGGAGUAGCGAGGGGUCAGAAGAUGUGAUCACAAGGGAAAGCCCUUCGAGAAUAUAG
Messenger RNA from Lindgomyces ingoldianus, 1269 nucleotides. RefSeq lists its product as uncharacterized. Lineage: Eukaryota; Fungi; Ascomycota; Dothideomycetes; Pleosporales; Lindgomycetaceae. The transcript is spliced from 5 exons. The record is from RefSeq and is a predicted model, not a curated record. Bases 1 to 1269 code for a protein of 422 amino acids.